AUGGCCGGCAACCGAAAAGCCCGCGCAAAGGCCGUUGGGCUUAUGUGGCGACUGUUUCUUGACAAUAUCGGUCUACCGUUCAACUUUCUCUUGGUCGUGCCCGAAGUGACCCCUCAAGACGACGGCUGGAGCUGCGGAUAUAUCACCAUUGUCAAUGCCCUGCUCAUGAUCAGAGGUUGUGUCGGGCAAUCCCUUCGGGAUAUGACCGAGACCUGCCGGCUUGACGAGAUCCCCGUGGACGGUUGUACUGUAAACCGCCCUCAUGACUAUUUUUCGCUCGAGAAGUCGGAUAUACUCUACCUCGAUUGGUGUGGCAUCGCGGAAACAAGGUCCAAGGCGGUCAACUUCAUGUUGAGUGCUCUAAAGCAUAUGGCAGCGAACGAGUUGGGGUUCAUACGAGGAAUGCUGCGAGUAGACGACGGACCCGGAACGCCCGCAGUCGAUUUGAGGCCGUAUUCUUCCCGGGCAAAGAUCCCUGCGCUGCAGCCGGGUUUGUCCGCCAUUGGCGGGCCUAUACCUUUCAAAAUCGAGCUGAGCGUACGGGAAUAUGCAGAACGAAUCUUUGACAAUCCACCGUCCACGGAAUGUUGGCCGACCGCGGCCCAGAUGCCCCUUCUUGGGGAACUCGCACGACCGCUUCCGCGAGAUCUCCCGGCAAGACGAUUCGAAAUAACAGCGCUGCCUCGCCAUGUGGAAUCUGGCUAUCCGGGUCCAUCGUCUCCGUUCGAGCCUCCAUCUGUUGUUUCUUUGGGGAAGACAAAGCGUAUGUCCGAGUCGCUGCACGAAAUUGACUCGAGGACUGAGGUGAAUGACCGGAUUUUCCGCAAGCUGAAGCAGUGCUACAGCAUACCUGCGGAUGAUCCGAAGUCUCUGUGGCACCGGAAGAUGGAAGCUCUAAAGAAGAUGCUCCCUGAGAACAAGGAUAUACCUUUCGCUUGUAUCGGAUACAACAACGAGCGCCAGCGGGAUCUCACGGACAGGCUGCGUGAUGUUGUCGCCCCUGGUUCGCGUGUUCAGGUGGGAGACCCGCGUUCGCAUGAGAGGCUCCCGCGACCUGUGGCAGUGGAGGACGUUAUCAGCGCUAUAGAGGGAAAGACCUCACCACCACUUCCCGACUUUUUGCAAUGUCGUCGCUUUGAGGUUAUACAAUUACUCGGCUCACGACUCCGCACCGAGUUUGCGGGGGCCGGCAAGCCACGGACAACGAUCACCAUUCAGGGAAGAGCGUUGGAUUUGAGUUCCUCGUUGGCAUCUACUCUGUUUGUGCAGGAUGGGGCCUUCACGGGUAUGCACCGAGAUGUGCUUCCGAGCUGGAUCCUGAAUUACGGCUCUGAAGCCGUCGGCUCUAAAGUCGUCUUUUUUCCGGCCCCCGGCGCCAACAUGCUUGAGUUCGAAGAGCAAGGCGAGGAUUGGGCUCCAGAGGUUCGAGUUGUCAUCCUUGAAGCAGGAGACUAUCUGAUCAUGCCAACGCCGGUUCCUCACGCGGUGCUUACUAUGGGAGAUACGUGGAUGUGUUCAGGAAUGUUUAUUGACCUCUAUAACAUACUUUCCUGGCUGGAUUCGCUCAUCUAUACCGCCAAAAAUGGCAACACCACCAACGAGCCCAUUCCACUCGAGCUCAUCAGCGGCUGGCAUCACCUUGAGGCAUUGUUUAUGGAGCACAUUCGGCGAUCCAGACCAGAAGAGGAAAGCGACCAAAUUGCCGCUUUCAUGGAACGAGAGCAGGUCCUGCGAGGACUCCUCAGCUGCUCAUGCAAAGGGAAAUGCGCGGAUAGGUAUGUCUGCAGCGAUGCGUUGCCAAAAUGGUCUGCCGUACGUGCCUCAAGUCACGGCGCCGCUGUCAUGGCUCUUCACUGCAAGAUAGCAACUGAUACGGCAUCCUGGAGCACGUCCGCCACUUACCUGGUGGUCUCUCAGGGGAAUGCUAGGCGGCAUUUGUGGCAGGUUAGCGAUGGAGACUAA
Molecule: messenger RNA, 1962 nt
Organism: Akanthomyces muscarius
Lineage: Eukaryota; Fungi; Ascomycota; Sordariomycetes; Hypocreales; Cordycipitaceae
Exons: 5
Coding region: 1-1962 (653 amino acids)
Source: RefSeq, a predicted model, not a curated record